Molecule: messenger RNA, 1086 nt
Organism: Auxenochlorella protothecoides
Lineage: Eukaryota; Viridiplantae; Chlorophyta; Trebouxiophyceae; Chlorellales; Chlorellaceae
Product: Haloalkane dehalogenase
Exons: 6
Coding region: 1-1086 (361 amino acids)
Cellular component (GO): chloroplast
Source: RefSeq, a predicted model, not a curated record
AUGCACCGCGGCUUCAUGCCCUCGCGCUCCCUGUCCCGGCGGGACUUGGGCAUCAUCACCACGGUCUCAGCCCUGACCUCCGGCAUCCGCCCCUCCGUCGCUGAGGAGCCUGCCAGCGACAGUAGGAAUGCUGCAGAGCAUGCUCCCGGCAGCAAGGUAUCGUAUGAGAUUGACGCCCAUGGCCGAGAAAGGCUGGCCCUCCGCCUUGACGGCUGGGACACCUGGAAGUGGAACGGUCAUAGCAUCAACUACCUCUCUGCAGGCACUGAGGGCCCGGCGGUCCUGCUGGUUCAUGGAUUUGGGGCCAGCGCCUACCACUGGCGCUACGUCGUGCCGCAGCUGGCGCGCAGCUGCCGCGUGUUCGCCAUCGACCUGCUGGGCUUCGGCUGGUCCGACAAGCCCCUGGUCGACUACUCCGGGUACAACGUUUGGGCCGACCAGUGCGCCGCUUUCCUGCAGGAGGUGGUAGGCGGGCCGGCGGUGGUGGUGGGCAACUCCAUGGGCGGCUUCAAUGCCCUCAACAUGGCCGCCCGCACCCCGGACCUUGUCAGUGGCGUGGUGCUGAUGAACGCAGCGGGCCGCUUCGAUGCCGGGUCUGCGUCGGUGACGCCCGUGGCGACGCCAGCUCAGCGCUCGUUGUGGGCCGGGCUGCAGGACACGGCGGGCACGUUCCUCAAGCGCCGCGCCAUCUACCUCUCCUUCCUAGUGGCGCGGGACCCGCGACGCAUCCGCUCCGUCCUCAAGCAGGUGUAUGUGGGCCAGGACAGCAUCGACGCUGAUCUGGUGACGUCCAUUGCCACCCCUGCCCAGAACCCCAACGCCGCCGAGGUGUUCUACCGCGUCAUCACCGCCUCUGGGGAGAGCAUGAACAGUCUGCUGGGCCGCCUGCACAAGGGGACGCGGGUGCUCCUGCUCUGGGGAUCCAAGGACCCCUGGUGCGUCCCCGCCAAUGCUUCACGCAUCAUGGCCCUGUACCCCGAGGCAGAACGGGUGGAUCUGCCCAGCGGGCACUGCCCGCAUGAUGACACGCCAGACCUCGUCAUCCCAGAGCUGCAGCGCUGGGUGGCAGGCCUUCGGCAGGCGUGA